Messenger RNA from Phaeodactylum tricornutum CCAP 1055/1, 968 nucleotides. RefSeq lists its product with no specific name. The record is from RefSeq and is a predicted model, not a curated record. Lineage: Eukaryota; Bacillariophyta; Bacillariophyceae; Surirellales; Neidiaceae. The transcript has 2 exons. Bases 52 to 900 code for a protein of 282 amino acids.
AAGUUGGCCAACGUACCCCACGAAUCUCAAUUUCUCCCUUUCUUAAUCAAAAUGGUUCGAGUUUUCUCAGCUGUAGCUCUUUUGGCGACAUGCUGCGGGGCGUUCCAGCAGUCCUCGUUUUUGGGACGGCAAUCCUUGUCAGUCCUAUCCCAUUUGUCCGAUUCUGCGCUUUGCAUGAAGACGAUUGCCGUAUUCGGAGCCUCCGGCUUGACGGCGUCCGAGUGUGUGUAUCAAGCGCUCAAAAACGGGGACAAUGUUGUAGGUCUCACGCGUAACCCUUCCAAUCUCGUCAUCCCUAAAGGGUCUGGAGGAUCCAAUGCAGAAAAUCCUCUUAAUGACCCCAAACUAACAAUGAUUUCUGGGGACGUGACAAAGCAAGCUGACGUUGACAAAGUGUUUGCACAAAAGAUUGACGGAGUCAUCGUCGCACUAGGUGGGAAAACAUCGGAUGUCGGGGAAACCAUGUUGACGGAUGGAACUACAAACAUUAUUAAUGCCAUGAAAGACAAGGGAGUGAAGCGACUCGCUGUCGUCACAUCAAUCGGUGCCGGAGAUUCCGAGAACCAGGCACCCUUCUUUUUCAAAGUCCUUAUGUGGACGGCAAUGAAGAAAAUUUUCCUCGAUAAGAACGCGCAAGAAGAGGUAGUUAAGAGGAGUGGCCUUGAAUGGUGUAUUGUUCGCCCAGGAGGCCUCACUGUUGAACCUCCGACUGGCAUCAUCAACGUGAUUGAAGGUGAGGCUGGAUCUAUUGCUCGAGCUGAUGUUGCCCAGUUUUGUUUGGAUGCUCUCGAAGUCGAAGACUUUCCGUACAUUGGUAAGGCUCCCUGCAUUAGCUCAGUGGGCGGUACUGGGUGGACCAAAGAUCGUUCCGCAGCAGCGCGUGGCCAACAAGAAGCUUAAUUGCUUUAAUUCAUCACCUUGCAUGAUAAACUUAUCGACACGUAUAAACAACUAUACAUCAGGAGUAG